AUGCAUGACAUAAGCCUGCCCCUAUAUAAAUGGUGGCACCGCCAGCCUUCAGCACAGUUGGACGAGAUGGCUCGACUUACUUUGCUGGCUUUGGCGUUCGGCCUAUUCGUUUGCGUCCAUGCCGCACCAGGUUAUGGGGGCGGAAGUAGCGGAGGCGGUGGCGGCGGCUUCGGAGGAGGCGGUGGAUUCGGAGGGGGUGGUGGAUUUGGGAGCGGCGGUGGCGGCGGCGGCGGCGGCGGCGGUGGUUUAGGCGGUGGUCACGGUGGUGGUGGCGGUCUCGGCGGCGGCAAAGGAGGCGGCGGUGGAUUCGGUGGCGGCAAUGGAGGUGGCCUCGGCGGAGGCAAUGGAGGUGGCCUAGGUGGCGGCCAUGGAGGCAGUGGUGGAUUUGGCGGUGGAAACGGAGGUGGCCUCGGCGGAGGCAACGGAGGUGGCCUCGGCGGAGGCAACGGAGGUGGCCUCGGCGGAGGCAAUGGAGGUGGCCUAGGUGGCGGCCAUGGAGGCAGUGGUGGAUUUGGCGGUGGAAACGGAGGUGGCCUCGGUGGAGGCAGUGGAGGUGGCCUAGGUGGGGGCAGUGGAGGUGGCCUAGGUGGUGGCCAUGGAGGUAGUGGUGGAUUCGGCGGCGGAAACGGAGGUGGCCUCGGCGGAGGCAAUGGAGGUGGAUCAGGUGGAUUCGGCGGCAGCGGUGGUCACGGUGGCGGCGGCCACGGUGGCCACGGAGGCUCUGGCGCCCAUUCCAGUGCAAGCGCCAGUUCCAGCGCCAGCGCUGGCGGCUACGGCAGCCACAAGAGCGGAUACGGACGC
Messenger RNA from Iphiclides podalirius (scarce swallowtail), 801 nucleotides. The record is from the annotation of a GenBank genome assembly. NCBI's taxonomy places the organism in Eukaryota, Metazoa, Arthropoda, Insecta, Lepidoptera, Papilionidae.